GACCCUGGCCAGUGCACCGAGACCCCCGCCAAGCAACUGAAGAUCUCUUCCGGCGCAGCGGCGACGCUGACGUACGCAGGCGAGUGCGAGGGCGGCAUUCGCGCCAAGGAGGUCCGGUGCGCGGUGCUGGACGGGCCCUGGCCGCAGGGGGUGGUCGACAUGGUCGGGUCCCUCGGCAGGGAGGUCUCCUCCGUGCUGGUGAAGAGCUACGACUUCUUGUUGUCGCCUGAGAACAACGAGCUCGACGAUCUCGG
Molecule: messenger RNA, 254 nt
Organism: Prorocentrum cordatum
Lineage: Eukaryota; Dinophyceae; Prorocentrales; Prorocentraceae
Source: the annotation of a GenBank genome assembly